Messenger RNA from Hibiscus syriacus, 458 nucleotides. RefSeq names its product TPD1 protein homolog 1-like. The coding region runs from base 1 to 456 and encodes 151 amino acids. Gene Ontology annotation, biological process: cell fate determination. The record is from RefSeq and is a predicted model, not a curated record. Lineage: Eukaryota; Viridiplantae; Streptophyta; Magnoliopsida; Malvales; Malvaceae. The transcript is spliced from 2 exons.
AUGAAUGCAGUGGAGUCGUCAAUUCAACAAGAGGAAGCAGCGAGUCAUGGAAGCAUUAAAAACGUAGCCUUUUCCAAGAAAAACACAUCUGCCAUAGCUAGGAAGCUGCUGCAGUCCACUGACGACGGCGAUGCCAAUCGGAUCGGCAACGAGUGCACCAAGGACGACAUCGUGAUAUUCCAAGGCUCGACGGCACCGCUUCCGAACGGGAUCCCGACGUACACGGUUCAGAUAAUGAACGUGUGCGUGUCGGGUUGUAGCAUCUCCAACAUUCACGUCAGCUGUGGGUGGUUUAGUUCGGUGAAGUUGAUUAAUCCCACGGUGUUCAGGCGACAAACCUAUGACGAUUGCCUUGUUAAUGAUGGGGAGCCACUUGGUCCCGGCGAAGGCCUCUCCUUUGAAUAUUCUAAUACUUUUAGCUACCCUCUAUCUGUCUCGUCUGUAGCCUGCUGCUAACU